Molecule: messenger RNA, 1177 nt
Organism: Durusdinium trenchii
Lineage: Eukaryota; Dinophyceae; Suessiales; Symbiodiniaceae
Source: the annotation of a GenBank genome assembly
GACCGCCUUCUCCGAAUACUUUCACUGCCCGGCUUUGGAAGUGCAGUCGGAAUCGCUCUUCCCCGUGGAGGAGAUCCACUUGGAGGAUGCCUUUUUCAGCGACUUCGCCUUCACCAAUGCGCUUCUGAAUGCCGAGAAGCAAUCGAGGCAGGCGAAUGAAGACGGCUCCUCGGCUCGAUACUGGCCACUGGAGGAGCCGGUGACGCCGGUGACGCCGGUGACGAGACGGGGAAGCGAACGAGAAACAACACAGAGCGGGAGGCUCACCACUCGUGGACGCCGGGGGCGUGGAAGUACUGCGUGGAAGUACUGCUUGGAAUACUGGAAGGAGCGGCUGGCAGAGGGCUCAAGGGCUUCGGCCAUUUGGGCUGUGCCGCUGCACUCCACCUUGCCGAAAGAGCGGCAACAGCAAGUCUUCAGGCGACCGCCACGGGGGAAGGUCAAGGUCAUUCUGGGGACGAACAUCGCGGAGAGCUCAGUGACGAUUGGCACCUGGGGCCGAAGUUGGAUGGUCUUUUUGUUCUUUGUGGCAGGUGAUGUGGAGGUGGUCAUUGACUCGGGCUUGAAGCUUGGAUCAAAGCAACGAGAGCUCACUUACGACCCCAAGCGCCGCAUCUCCUCGCUGGACACAGUCUGGGUCUCGCAGAGCGGUGCCGUGCAGCGCCGGGGCCGUGCCGGGCGCGUGCGCGCCGGCCGCGUGCUGCGCUUGUACAGCCGAGAGCAGUUCGACGCCUUGCCCUUGCAGCCGUCGCCGGAGAUGCAGCGCUGUGAUCUGGCACAGAGCUGCCUACAAACUGUGGCGUUGGGUCGGCAUCCCCGGAGCUUCUUGGCCAACGCCAUCGACCCCCCCGACGUGGCGGCGGUGGAGAUGGCCAUGGAGCAGCUGGUGGCGAUCCACGCCGUGGACCACUCGGAUCCCGACCCGGAGGUUUGUCCCUUGCUGCUGCCCAUCGGCGAGGUUCUGGCACGCUUGCCCUUGGAGCCGCUUCUAGGUGGGACAGACAGGAGCGUUAUGACCUCGACAGGAAGAAGCAUGAGCAUCAUGACCUCGUGGUUUCACAAACCGGUACCAGGACCCUCCCUGGUUCUUGGAGCACCUUCUUUUGUUCGACAACCCUCGAGGGGGGGGUCCCUGGUACUUGUUAGCCGUGGGUGCCCAAAGUGCGAUACAGUGUAG